AUCAAAAUAUCCAAAUUAGAAUGAAUUUAUCUAAAGUCAGCAAUGAAAAGAAACUCCAAUUGUGCAAGAUAUAUUUUAGAACUGGUUUUGCCCUGCUUCCCUUCGUAUGGGCUGUAAACUUUUGCUGGUUCUUUAAAGAAGCUUUUAAGACCCCAUCGUCUCCGUCAUAUCCAGAACAACAGCAAAUUAAAAAUUACGUGAUAUACUCUGCACUCGGCACGCUUGUAUGGAUAUUGAUUUUAACGGCUUGGAUUAUUAUUUUCCAAACAAAACGUGCCGAUUGGGGAGCGGUCGCUGAUUAUAUGAGUUUCAUAAUACCAUUAGGGAAGCCUUAAUAAAAUAUAAAACAUUAUUCAAUCUUGACAUUCCGAAUGUGAAAAAUACAUAUGUCAAAAAUAAUAAAAUUAUUUUUAAUUUAAACGUAAAGAAGGCUUCACUCUGCUUUACCCGGUUGCUUUUAUUCUUUGUUUGCUCUUUCAAAUGAAACUGCAGAAUCAAUCAAUCUAUUUACCAUUCAUCCGGUUCCUUCCAACAACAACGUAAGAAACAAGAUAGGGAAGAAAAACAAAAAACAUCAAGUUUUUUACAAAGGUGUCUAUAUGAAGAGAUCUUCACAUAACCUGCUGCUUGCAAUUUUAUUGUUAAAAGAGCGGGGUCACAGAAAACGAUAAAACAGAAAUAGAGGAUGAUUACGACGUGAACUCGACGAUCCAGAUUGUCCACGUCCUCCACGGCCACUGCGCCGAUCUUCUACCA
This is a messenger RNA of Glossina fuscipes, 756 nucleotides long. RefSeq names its product gamma-secretase subunit pen-2 (gene pen-2). The transcript is spliced from 2 exons. Gene Ontology annotation, cellular component: gamma-secretase complex. The record is from RefSeq and is a predicted model, not a curated record. Gene Ontology annotation, biological process: Notch receptor processing. Lineage: Eukaryota; Metazoa; Arthropoda; Insecta; Diptera; Glossinidae. Bases 21 to 335 code for a protein of 104 amino acids.